UUGGGGCAUCAUGUCUUACGCCUAUCUCUUCAAAUACAUCAUCAUCGGGGACACUGGUGUCCGGAAAUCCUGUCUCCUGCUACAGUUCACCGACAAGCGCUUCCAGCCCAUCCAUGACCUGACCAUCGCUGUGGAGUUUGGAGCUCGGAUGAUCAACAUUGACAGCAAACAGAUCAAGCUGCAGAUCUGGCACACAGCUGGGCAGGAGUCUUUUCGUACCAUCACCCGCUCCUACUACCGUGGUGCAGCCGGAGCACUGCUGGUCUAUGACAUCACCAGGUGGGAGACCUUUAACCACCUGACCUCGUGGCUGGAGGACGCUUGGCAACAUUCCAGCUCCAGCAUGGUCAUCAUGCUUAUCGGCAACAAGAGUGACCUGGAGUCCCGGCGGGAUGUGCAGAAAGCAGGGGGAGAGGUCUUCACGCGGGUACAUGGGCUGGUCUUCAUGGAGACCUCAGCCAAGACGUCCACCAACGUCGAGGAGGCCUUCAUUGAUACAGCCAAGGAAAUCUACAGGAAGAUUCAGUAGGGGCUCUUUGACGUCAACAACGAGGUGAAUGGCAUCAAGAUCGGGCCCCAGCAGCCAUCGGCAGCUCCUGGCGCUGGCUCUCACCACAGCCCCCAGGGCUCAGGAGACAGUUCAGGCUGCUGUUGAGCCCACAUCAAUGCCAGUGCCCCUGGAGUGGGGGGUCACCCUCUGCUUCUCUGGGGCUGAGACUAGCCCACCCCAGUCCCUCGUGGGGAAGGUGGCUCCCUGGCUGAGCUGUGGAGGUGGGAGGGGGCUGUGACUCCUGUCCCGCCCCCAUGGAGGGAAACAGGUGCCCCCUGACACACGCU
This is a messenger RNA of Chelonoidis abingdonii (Abingdon island giant tortoise), 837 nucleotides long. NCBI's taxonomy places the organism in Eukaryota, Metazoa, Chordata, Testudines, Testudinidae. The record is from RefSeq and is a predicted model, not a curated record.